AUGCUGCGCGUGUGUAGCCGUGUUUCCGGGGAAGAGCUUGCCGCUGAGCCCAAGAACAAAUUCUGGGAUGUGGUGGCCGUGAAGCGCCACUUGCGUGCAAAGUAUCACUACCCAAUGAGCUUUCAACGGCUUUUUGAGUCUGAGAGCGGCUUCGAGGAACUUCCUGGCAUGCCUCUCAAAACGACUGAGUGGCAGCUAGUGGUGACCUCCACAUUGGGUAGGCCAGACCUGGAAGACCGAGCUACAGAAGAGUUUGUGAUGUACGCCGCCAAGCAAGGCCAUGUUGAAGUAGCCCGUGCUCUGCUUGACGGAGGGGCCAACAAGGACUGGAAGGACGGUGCUACCAGCGAGAAGACAGCUCUGAUGCACGCCUGUGCCCGGGGCCACAUUGAGAUGGUCCGUUUGCUGCUGGAAGCUGGUGUCAACAUGAACCUGAAGGACGCCGAAGGCAAGACCGCUCUAAUGCACGCUGCCCGCAAGGGCCAAGGUGAGAUCGUGCAUUUGCUGCUGGAAGCGGGUGCUGACAGGAACUUGCGGGACAGGCGCGGCAAUGUGGCCGAGAUCAGUCACCUCGACUAG
Molecule: messenger RNA, 579 nt
Organism: Symbiodinium natans
Lineage: Eukaryota; Dinophyceae; Suessiales; Symbiodiniaceae
Source: the annotation of a GenBank genome assembly